Molecule: messenger RNA, 2908 nt
Organism: Neogale vison (American mink)
Lineage: Eukaryota; Metazoa; Chordata; Mammalia; Carnivora; Mustelidae
Gene: YTHDF1
Product: YTH N6-methyladenosine RNA binding protein 1
Exons: 5
Coding region: 89-1759 (556 amino acids)
Biological process (GO): mRNA destabilization
Cellular component (GO): cytoplasm
Molecular function (GO): N6-methyladenosine-containing RNA reader activity; mRNA binding
Source: RefSeq, a predicted model, not a curated record
GAGAGCGCGGGUGACAGGCCCGGCCUCGCGGGGAGGCCCGAGCCGGCGGGCGCCCGGGCCCCGCGCCGCGCCGGGCUGUUCAUGAAGCAUGUCGGCCACCAGCGUGGACCCCCAGAGAACAAAAGGACAAGAUAAUAAAGUACAAAAUGGUUCUUUGCAUCAGAAGGAUACGGUCCAUGACAAUGACUUUGAGCCCUACCUUUCUGGACAGUCAAAUCAGAGUAACAGUUACCCGUCCAUGGCGGACCCUUACCUGUCCAGCUUUUACCCACCGUCCAUCGGGUUCCCUUACUCGCUCAGUGAGGCGCCCUGGUCUACUGGAGGAGACCCUCCCAUCCCGUACCUCACCACCUACGGACAGCUCAGUAACGGAGACCAUCACUUCAUGCACGAUGCUGUUUUCGGGCAGCCCGGGGGCCUGGGGAACAACAUCUAUCAGCACAGGUUUAAUUUUUUCCCUGAAAAUCCUGCUUUCUCAGCUUGGGGGACAAGUGGGUCACAGGGCCAGCAGGCGCAGAGCCCCGCAUACGGGAGCAGCUACACUUACCCGCCGAGCUCUCUGGGCGGCACGAUUGUGGACGGGCAGACAGGCUUUCACGGCGACACUCUCAGCAAGGCCCCUGGAAUGAACAGCCUGGAGCAGGGCAUGGUGGGCCUGAAGAUCGGGGACGUCACCGCCUCUGCCGUCAAGACUGUCGGGUCGGUCGUUAGCAGCAUGGCGGUGACUGGUGUCCUUUCUGGCAACGGUGGCACAAAUGUAAAUAUGCCCGUUUCGAAGCCGACCUCGUGGGCUGCCAUCGCCAGCAAGCCGGCAAAACCACAGCCGAAAAUGAAAGCGAAAAGCGGACCUGUGAUCGGGGCCGCCCUGCCCCCUCCGCCGAUAAAGCACAACAUGGACAUUGGCACGUGGGACAGCAAGGGGCCCGCGCCCAAGGCUCCGGCCCCCCAGCCCGUCCCCCAGCCCGCCCCCCAGCUCCAGCCGGCUGCGCAGCCUCUUGCCGCCCAGCCUCCCCCAUCGGCCCAGCCGCAGCAUCCGAACCCCCCGCUGCCGCCCCAAACCCGCUGGGUCGCCCCGCGCAACAGAAGCGCGGCGUUUGGGCAGAGCGGAGGGGCUGGCGACGGCGGCGCUGCUGGAGCCGCGCAGCCUAGCGCUGCCCCCGGCGCCGAGUCGCACCCCGUGCUCGAGCAGCUAAAAGCCGCGCACAGCUACAACCCGAAGGAGUUCGACUGGAACCUCAAAAGCGGGCGCGUGUUCGUCAUCAAGAGCUACUCCGAGGACGACGUGCACCGCUCCAUCAAGUACUCUAUCUGGUGCAGCACCGAGCACGGCAACAGGCGCCUGGACGGGGCCUUCCGCGCCGCCGGCAGCCGGGCGCCCGUCUACCUGCUCUUCAGCGUCAACGGCAGCGGGCACUUCUGCGGGCUGGCGGAGAUGAAGUCGCCCGUGGACUACGGCGCGAGCGCGGGGGUCUGGGCUCAGGACAAGUGGAAGGGCAAGUUUGACGUGAAGUGGAUUUUUGUCAAGGACGUGCCCAAUAACCAGCUCCGGCACAUCAGGCUGGAGAACAACGACAACAAGCCGGUCACCAACUCCCGCGACACCCAGGAGGUGCCCUUAGAGAAAGCAAAGCAAGUGCUGAAAAUCAUCGCUUCCUACAAGCACACGACCUCCAUCUUUGACGACUUUUCGCACUACGAGAAGCGCCAGGAGGAAGAGGAGGUGGUGCGCAAGGAACGACAGAAUCGAAACAAACAGUAAGGAUGAGCCAGCUUCUGUGUUCUGACACUUGACCGGAAAAGUUGAAGGGAACACGUGCUUGGUGCUGUCGUCUUGUGCAGGGCCCGGCCUGUCGCUUCUUCACGGCCUUUGUCUUUGAUUUUUGCCCCGAUGGAUCUGCGUUCAUUCGUGUUUUCCUGUGUGUUACAGUACCACAGAGCUCACUAGUAGAGGAGUGUGUUUCCCGCUUACCGGUCAGACCUGGCGUGAAACACAAGCGUCCUUCACGGCAGAACGUCCCAAAGGUCCUGUUGUCGUUCGGCAGAAGUCACGUUCUUGCUCCGAAGAGUCACUGUCAUUUAACGUCUUUAUAACCUCUUUGUCACCUUUUCUUACUUUCCAGCAAACACGAGAAACCGUGGCUUGUUUUGUCAUUUUCCUGCGUUCUGUUAAAAUACUUUCCAAAAACGCUGGAAUCAACUUCAUCCGGCCGGUUUGCCAUUUUUAUUACCCAUUGUCUGUCUGAAAUGCUAGUCUGUCCACUUGAUUUUUCUACUUAGAAAGAUAGAUUUGAGUUCUUCAGAUUCGGUGAGCAUGCUGUGUCGGCCGGAGUGUCAGGCCCCUCCUGGCUCCUCGGCCCUGCGGGGCAGACGGUGGGGGAGGGGGCGGCUGGCGGAGGGUCGGGCUCAGCGGUCUGCGGGCUCAGCUGCGUGUGGCCGCCCCAGCCCCCCGCUCUGCACCUGCGGAUCCCGGUGCCCUCCUGAGUUUGCCCACGAGGCCGAGCUUCACACGUAGGAGCUGCUGGCAUAGCCGGUGCUGUGGUGGGGUUUUAAAAAAGCAAACAAAAAAUCCUUUGAGGAAUUGAAUUUGCUGUUCUGUGUUGUGUAAUGAGGGACCCUGAAGAGCUCGCUGCCGCCCGGAGUCUGACCCGGAGCACGAAAAUGGUGCUCACGCCCGUGGUUCUGGCACAGUCUGCGCCCGCCCGCCGUAGGGGAUCCGACUGUUGGAGAGCAGAUACCUUCUGGAACCUAUUUACUCCAAAGGACCCUCUCGGUCAAAGCGUAAGCCGUAUUGUUUAGACUUGUAUUGAGAACCGGCGCCCCGAGCUGUUGCCGGCCGCACGGAGUCACGGACGUCGGGUAACUUUCCUCUGGAGAAUACAAGCCUUAAUAAACAAUACCUAUUUAGCAA